AUGGUUAAAUUUCAAACUAGAAGGCCUCCAGAAUUAGAAGAUAAGAUUGACAGAGAAACAUUUGAAAAUACAAUUCAUCAAUUAAAUACUUAUUUUGAAGAAGCUGAAAAAGCAUCAUGUACAACAUAUUGUGAGGGUUGUCUAGCUUGUUUGACUGCAUAUUUAGUUUAUAUGUGUUCUCAAACUCAUUACGAAAAGUGUCUUCGAAAGGUAGCAAAAUUUAUUGCUGAACAAAAUCAAACAAUUUACGAACCACAUAAUCUUCACAUAACAGAUCCAGUCGAAAGAGGACUUAGAGUUAUCGAAAUAGCCAUCUUAGAUCAACCCACAGUGCCAAAAACGUGA
This is a messenger RNA of Pediculus humanus corporis (human body louse), 345 nucleotides long. RefSeq lists its product as uncharacterized. Gene Ontology annotation, cellular component: palmitoyltransferase complex. Gene Ontology annotation, biological process: protein targeting to membrane; peptidyl-L-cysteine S-palmitoylation. Bases 1 to 345 code for a protein of 114 amino acids. NCBI's taxonomy places the organism in Eukaryota, Metazoa, Arthropoda, Insecta, Psocodea, Pediculidae. The record is from RefSeq and is a predicted model, not a curated record. The transcript has 4 exons.